Macrobrachium nipponense is the source of this 1624-nucleotide messenger RNA. RefSeq lists its product as uncharacterized. Bases 102 to 1169 code for a protein of 355 amino acids. The transcript has 6 exons. Gene Ontology annotation, molecular function: 2-oxoglutarate-dependent dioxygenase activity. The record is from RefSeq and is a predicted model, not a curated record. Lineage: Eukaryota; Metazoa; Arthropoda; Malacostraca; Decapoda; Palaemonidae.
CUUCCAGCACAACUCUGCCCGGCGAGGCAUCAGGUGCCAGGCUCUCUCUCUCUCUCUCUCAGAGUGCCGCCGAGCCUCUCAUUCACUCAGUGGUUGACGUGAUGUGUGGCGGGAAGGAGCACGUAGCCAGUCUCCUGGCCCAAGUGGUGAAGCGUGGCGUGAAUCCCGCUAAACUAGCCAGACUUCCCGCCUAUCAGACGCUCCUUCAGAGAAGAUCCAUUCUGCUGGACGAUAAUGGGAACGGUGCUCCAAAGAAAGGAAAACUGGCCGAUAAAAGAGUUACAAGAGGGCGUUGUGGUAGAAUUACAAGAACGCAUGGAGUGAUAUACGGGUCGGUUAUCGCGCUGAUAGGCAUAACCUUCGCCCUUAUCAAUUAUUAUGAAUUAAACACGCACCACGGAUUCGCGAAAUUCUGGUUCCGCUGGGAGAACGUUGACUUGACUGUGGAACAGUGCACCAUCGAGAUGCCAACCUCAGUCCAGGAUAUAUUCCGCCCCCCAGUGGAGUGCGGGAUGUGUCGCCAGGUGGCUCACGUGGAAAGAGUACAGACAAUCACGCCAGCGGAGUUUGAAAAAAAGUACGCCUACAGCGGGCGACCGGUGGUGGUGACGGACGGCCAGAGGAACUGGACGGCGCCUCAGUCGUUCUCCUUUGAGUUCUUCAAGUCGAUCUAUGCCGACGAUUCCCCCGUCCUGGAGAACUUCGAGCGCGACUGCCAGUUCUUCCCGUACCAGACAGAAUUCAGGAAUCUUAGACACGUCUUCAACAUGUCACACGAGAGGGCUAAUAUGCUCGGGGAGCCCUGGUACAUUGGAUGGAGCAACUGCGACUCCUCGGCAGCAAACAUCCUUCGAGGGCAUUAUGAGCGUCCUUACUUCCUGCCUCAGUCUGCCGAAUCCUCUAAGACAGAUUGGAUAUUUAUUGGCACUCCCGGUUACGGCGCCCAUCUGCACAUCGACCACGUAGGGAACCCCUCCUGGCAAGCGCAGAUCAGAGGAAGGAAAUUAUGGACCCUGGAACCUCCGCCUGAGUGUUACUUCCACUGUGUUCCAAUGGAAGUCAUCGUGGAACCUGGAGAAAUCAUUGUCUUGGACACGAACAUCUGGUACCACAAGACUCUGAUAGUGUCUAAGGACCUCAGCAUAACUAUUGGCUCCGAAUAUGACUAAAAUCAACAUUGAGGAGACCAAGGAAUAUACUACAGCAUUUACACCUUGAACACUUUUACGAAAGUAACCUAGUUGUCGCCGCUCGCAGCCACGAAGGGAACAGAAUGGAAAGAGGAAGACAAGGAAAAGUCAUCGAUGAAACGAGAGACAAGACUGAAGAUUUUCAGUAAAGGGCAAAAGAGAGGUUCUUGGUUGUACAGAGAGAGGCAUUUGAGUAUUUGAGUGAUUUGUCGAAGACUUGAAAUGCCUAAACGAAGAGAAGCAUUGCAAUAAUAUUUUCGUUAGCUUUGUAUUUAUAUCCUCUUCGUCUUGAUCAUUUCCUCUUUUGGUAUGAUUAUUGCGGUACUAUAAGCCGCUGAUAUUGUGAGGAAAUCACAGUAUCGAAGAUCAAUCAGUGUCAAUGCUCGCUGUCGUUAUACAUACACAUAUAAUUUAUGUAUAGUCUAUACAUACAC